GGCGGUCACUUGCCUGCCUCGUAAAUCACAGGCAUGUGUCUUUCCCCAUGUUGGCUUUGUUUGGUCUUCUUUCCCCUCAAGUUUGAAAAUUGCUCAGAAAUGGGAAAUUUCUGAUUUGGAAAUGCCUGCUGUUUGUAGUGAGAAUAAUUUCCACAUUGUAUUUGGUACAACCGUAGCCCUACAUUAUUAUGUAACAACUGAAAGUAAAACAGAACGAGGAGGGGCUGGAGCCUUUGCCGCUGUCACUGCUGCAAGCUUAAUCUUAACUUCUUCUGUGCCAACUUGCUACACAGCUUUUCCAAGACUUGUCCACAAUGUCCCUGAUGCAGAUUCAGUGCUUCUGGUGUGAGUAAUGUUCCAGCAGACAGGAUGCUGGGGAGGGUGCAGCCAACAUGAAACUCUGCUGGAACACUGAGCAGGACAAAAACACACCUGAAUAGUAUUUGUCUGCAACAUCAGCUAUAUCUUCUGUUGAAGAGCCAUUUACUUUGCCUUUUAAAGAAUGAGAUGAGACUAAUCAUCUUCUUCCUAUGUGCUUAUGUACCAAAGGCGGCAGCAGGUCAUUGCAAAUGGGCAGAAGUUUUGAAAGAUUUGGAGCAGAUCAAGACAUCCAAAGACAUUGAUAUUAGUUUAUAUACUGCAAACACAGAUGAGGAUAAAGAAUGCCAAGAACCCGUGAUGAGAUGCUUCUUCUUAGAGACGGAAGUGAUUCUUCAAGAAUGUCUUAUAAAAAAAUGUAGUAAAACACAGGAUGUAAUGAAUAUAUGGAAAAAUGGAAAUGCAAGCUUAAAAAAUAACAAGUUGAAUUCCACAACAUCAGCAAAAUGCAAAGAAUGUGAAGAGUAUGAAGAAAAAAAUUUUACAGAAUUUAUACAGAGUUUUGAAAAGGUUAUACAGAAGGAAUGCAAGCACUGACCGAAAGACUCAUGCUGGGAACCAAGACUCUUCCAUAAACAAGCUCAGAAAAAUUAGAUUAUCACCAACAAUAAACUGGAAAUAAAAUAAUUUUAAAUCCUACUUAGAUAGCAUAACAUACAAAGAAUACAAAAAUCCAUGUAAUUAAGAAAGUAUUCGAAACCUAAUAAAUACAACUGAUACUGCUUAUGAAACAUAAAAUAAAGAAAUUGAAAAGGUUUAAAGCUUCUUCUUGACUUUG
This is a messenger RNA of Apus apus (common swift), 1156 nucleotides long. RefSeq names its product interleukin 15 (gene IL15). Gene Ontology annotation, molecular function: cytokine activity; cytokine receptor binding. NCBI's taxonomy places the organism in Eukaryota, Metazoa, Chordata, Aves, Apodiformes, Apodidae. Gene Ontology annotation, cellular component: extracellular region. The record is from RefSeq and is a predicted model, not a curated record. Gene Ontology annotation, biological process: positive regulation of tyrosine phosphorylation of STAT protein; positive regulation of immune response; immune response. The coding region runs from base 508 to 915 and encodes 135 amino acids. The transcript has 7 exons.